CGGCCUCCCAUUGGCUGCCGGCGGACACCCCGGAGCAGGUCGCUCUCCUCGGUGCUGAAAUCGCUGCUCGUCGUGAGAAUGUGAAACGGCGAUGAGGCCAAACGGAGGAGCGUCAGUCAGUAAACAGCAAAAUGGACGAUGAUCUGUUCCAACUGAGACAGCUGCCUGUUGUCCGCUUUCGUCGCACAGGUGAGAGCACACGCUCAGAGGACGAUGGCGAGAAUAGAGAACAGGUCAUCAAGAUUGCAGAGCAGACCGAUCUGGAGUCUGUGGCUCUUGCAGAUGGAGCUCCGGUUCCUCGGGAGUUUGCGAAUCCAACUGAUGACACAUUCAUGGUAGAAGAUGCCGUAGAGGCCAUAGGCUUCGGGACAUUUCAGUGGAAACUCUCCAUCCUCACUGGCUUGUCCUGGAUGGCCGAUGCUAUGGAGAUGAUGAUCCUCAGCAUCUUAGCCCCACAGCUCCACUGUGAAUGGAGACUGCCCAGCCUUGAGGUGGCAAUGCUUACAUCGGCAGUGUUUAUUGGAAUGAUGAUCAGCUCUUUUCUUUGGGGAAAUAUAGCUGACAAAUACGGCAGAAAGACAGGUCUCAAGAUGAGUGUGCUGUGGACUAUGUUCUAUGGCCUGUUGAGUGCAUUUGCACCUGUUUAUGGCUGGAUCCUCGUCCUCCGUGCACUGGUUGGCUUUGGCAUCGGAGGAGCCCCACAGUCGGUGACUCUGUAUGCUGAAUUUCUGCCUAUGAAGUCCAGAGCCACGUGUAUCUUGCUGAUUGAGAUAUUUUGGGCACUGGGCACCGUGUUUGAGGUCCUCUUAGCAAUCCUGGUGAUGCCCACUCUGGGCUGGCGUUGGCUGCUUGGCCUUUCUACCAUUCCUCUCUUCAUCUUUGCCAUCCUAUGUUUCUGGCUACCAGAGAGUGCUCGGUACGAUGUGUUGACGGGGAACCAGGAAAAAGCUCUGGCCACACUGAAGCGGAUUGCGACGGAGAACGGAGCACCGAUGCCACUGGGAAAACUUAUCGCUGCCAGACAGGAGGAUCGUGGAAAGAUUCAAGACUUGUUUUCAUCACACUUUCGCUGGACUACAGUUCUGCUGUGGUUUAUUUGGUUCGCCAACGCCUUCUCUUACUACGGACUGGUGCUGCUCACUACGGAGCUGUUUCAGGAGGGAGGCGCAUGUGGAAUGUCCAAAGGUAAUAAGAGGGAGCUCCGAUGCAACUUGGAGUGUAAAUAUCUGAACUCUGACGACUACAAAGACCUGUUGUGGACCACCUUAUCUGAAUUCCCAGGACUGCUGGUGACACUGUGGGCCAUUGAUCGACUGGGAAGGAGGAAGACCAUGGCCUUGUGUUUCUUUAUAUUCUCUAUGUGCAUCAUUCCACUCUACGGUUGUGUCGGGAGAGUUUCCAUGACAGUGUUGAUAUUCAUCGCCAGAGCUUUCAUCGCGGGAGGAUUUCAGGCUGCCUAUGUGUACACUCCAGAGGUGUACCCGACAGCGACCAGGGCUUUAGGUCUGGGAACAAGCAGUGGAAUGGCCAGAGUUGGAGCCCUCAUUACUCCUUUUGUUGCACAGGUGAUGUUGGAGUCGUCUGUGUAUCUGGCUCUGUCCGUGUACUGCUGCUGCUGCCUCCUAGCUGCCAUCGCCUCCUGUGCCCUGCCAAUUGAGACAACAGGCCGGGGCCUGCAGGAGUCCAGCCACCGCGAGUGGGGCCAGGAGAUGGUGGGCCGGGACUCCUCCCGCAACUCAGAGAGAAUCCCUCAGUCCAGCCCUGGCUCCCAGGGCUGAGGAGACGUCGGGAUGGAGAACGACUGAGAGAGGCAACCACUGUGAGGAAAAAUAGGCAAGGAGAGGCGGAAAAAAAAAGCUCAACCAGCUUUCGGUGUCCAUCUCCAGUCCCAUCCUAUGACUCUUCAGUUUAGGCACCACAGUGGCUUCAGAGAGCCAGGCAGCACAAUAUUAUAUAUUAUUAUUAUAUAGUCUUCAACCACCAUUGCUGUCACAAUUUCGCCACUGAAUAACUGCGCACAGAGUGACUGUGAGAGACCAACUAACCUACACAAGUGCAAUAUCGAGAAAAUUAUUGGUGGAACGAUGUGUUAAACAUCCUUGAACAAGUGAGAAUUCAAAUACUUCAAGCAAAGUAUUUGAUUCCUGAAUAAAGAAGGUAAACGUGUUAGAAGUUAGCUUCAAAUACCUAAUUCAAGGAGCCUUAAAAACUACCUAUUCUGUUUGUGUUUGAGAAACGUCUUCUCAACCUUAUGAAAAAGCUGCGUCUACUAGCAUAACGGACAUAGAUGCGUAGAUAAGACAGAGCAUUAUCUUGUGCACACAAAUUGCCUGUUAAAAUACACUAAUUGCAAACUCAGCUUUCUAAAAAAAAAAGUGCAUUGCUGGAAUGAAGAACAGUUUAUCGAAUCAACAGACCGUUUGAUUAAAUAAGGUCUGUGGUUUCUCCAUUUAGGAUUCACUUCUGUCAAGGCAGUGAAAUGACAGACUGCACAGUGAGUCACUGACUUCCUCGUAUACUGUAAGCAUCCUUUUGAAAUCCUGUGUCUGUUCUUUCUUCUUGUGUCAGUAUUAUUUCACAUUUCAACAUGGAUGGAUAUUUGUUCUCUGCUAAAGAAAUGAGGAAAAAGCAGGUAUUACUCUAAUAAUAAUGAAAAUACCACCUCACGUCUUGAUCAUUACGUGGUGAUUUUAUUUACAUUCAUCUGAAAAAGCCCUAAUCAGAGCAUCAUACAGGCGAGAAUAUUUCACAAUUAUAGCACAACUGGAACCACAGAUCCUGGACUGAAGACGACAUAAUGUAAAUUGAAGUAUUAGGAAAUCUAAAUCUAAGUAUUUUCAUCACCCAACGCUCAACCUAGUAAGUAAGAAUUACAUGAUUUAUUAACAUGAGUAUAUGGUGUUACGAUCUAAAAUCCAUGCUGCAUACACAACCAUUUAGCAGGGCGUUCUGUCUUUCUGUAAAUACUGUAUCAAUACCUGGUUUAGUUGUUGUCUUUGCUUUUGUUUGUAACAAAGGUGAUGUGAAGACGGACUUUGCCCACACUGAGUAAAGUUUUGUUUAAAAAAGGUUAACUAGUACAGGCAAGCUGAGUCUUACCUGCCAGUGUUUGAGAUAUAGUGCUGCAUUAAGUGUCUGUGUGCACAGAUUCUUGUCAAUGCACUGGAUGUAAAUGUGUAUGAUACUAUAGUAAAUAACCUUUCAAAAAGA
Dicentrarchus labrax (European seabass) is the source of this 3210-nucleotide messenger RNA. RefSeq names its product synaptic vesicle 2-related protein-like. The record is from RefSeq and is a predicted model, not a curated record. Bases 132 to 1778 code for a protein of 548 amino acids. Gene Ontology annotation, biological process: transmembrane transport. NCBI's taxonomy places the organism in Eukaryota, Metazoa, Chordata, Actinopteri, Moronidae. Gene Ontology annotation, cellular component: membrane. The transcript is spliced from 16 exons. Gene Ontology annotation, molecular function: transmembrane transporter activity.